This is a messenger RNA of Lolium perenne, 911 nucleotides long. Lineage: Eukaryota; Viridiplantae; Streptophyta; Magnoliopsida; Poales; Poaceae. The record is from RefSeq and is a predicted model, not a curated record.
UCAACCAUCUCACAGCUAGCUCACUCCACUCACUGGUCACUAAGCUCAAGAAGGAAGAACACCGGCCCAUCACCAAAUACUCUCCUUCUAGCCGUAACCUGUAAGCUAUGGACAUGGGUCUCGAGGUCACCAGCUCCCCCUCGUCCUCGUCCGUGUCAUCCUCGCCCGAGCACGCGGCAGGGCGGGCGUCGGCCGCGAAGCGGCCCGCGGGGCGCACCAAGUUCCGGGAGACGCGGCACCCGGUGUACCGCGGCGUGCGGCGCCGGGGCGGCGCCGGCCGGUGGGUCUGCGAGGUGCGCGUGCCCGGGAAGCGCGGCGCGCGACUCUGGCUCGGGACGUACGCCACCGCCGAGGCCGCCGCGCGCGCGAACGACGCCGCCAUGCUCGCGCUCGGCUGCCGCUCCGCUGCCACGUGCCUCAACUUCGCGGACUCCGCGUGGCUGCUCGUCGUGCCGUCCCACCUCUCCGACCUGGCCGACAUCCGCGCCGCGGCCGUCGAGAGCGUCGCGGAAUUCCAGCGGCGGCAGACCACCAACUCUAUCCCCUCCACCGUCACCGAGGAGGUCAGCUCUAGCGCUCCGGCACAAUCAUCGUCUGGGUCCGAUAAUGCCGGUUCGUCGGAGACGUCGGAAGUUUCCGCUGAUGGACAGCUCGCGGUGCCGGUGGCAAUGUACAGCGAUCUGUUCAGGCUUGACCUGCUGCCAGAAACCGACUUGGGCGCGUACUACAUGAGCCUUGCGGAGGCGCUGCUCAGAGCAUCUCCAGUGGCGUCCCCCAAACCGUCCACCAAACCGCGCCGGAUUGAGCGUUUGAGGAACAUGUGUUUUGUUCGUGCCGUCUUUGGGGGACGUCGCUCCCCAGCCGCGUCCCCCAAACGCCGCCUCCAAAUGAAUAUUGGUGCACGAAAAUAA